UUAGUUAAGGUUUAAUUAUUUUAAGUCAAACAAUUAACAAUAUAAACAAUUACCACAGUUACGGGCAUAUAAGUUGUUUUGUUUAGAGUGUAUAUAGUGUUUUUUGUCGAUUUUUUUUUUUUUUUGGAAAAUUUUCUUGAAUCAAAAAUUAAAUAUGUCGCCACUAAAUCUAGUGGGGAUGUUAUUUUUACUUUUAACACCAAGUAUACAAUCGUACCGAACAGAUUUUGGCCCUGACGAUUCAUUAAAUACAAUUUCAAGUACACCAUUCCCAUCAUUCGGUCAAUCAAGUAGUUAUUCUGGUUCAAAAUCUUUUGCCAGUUCGUUUGCAUCAUCCGGCUCAUAUUCUGCAUCACAUUCAAGUUCCGGAGGAUAUAGUAGUGGAAUACCAGCUGUAACCGUCAAUGAUUUUGGUGCAUCUGGUAUUAAAUCGGGUACAUAUUCCGGUGCUGGAGCUGGUGCAUUUAGUGGCAGUGCAUCUGGUGUGAAUCCAAACUUAUUUGGAUUACCUGGAUCAAAAGUUGCUGAAAAUGUAAAUGCUGGAUUAGGUAAUCCUUUUGGUGGUGCCGCAUCCUAUUCAUCCAGUGGAAGUUUUUCAUCGGGCGGAAGUGCUAGUGGAUCAAAUAGCUUUUCUUCAACUACUAAUGCACACAUCGGGGGUAAUGGGCAAAUUGCGGGUAGCUUGGGUAAUGAAUAUGUAAGUGGAGUGAAAAAUAUUGCCAGUGGUGCAAAUGGUGGUGGAUUUUCUGGUGCCGGAUCAUAUUCCUCAAGUGGAUUAUCUGGAUCUGGCGUUUCAUCUAAUGGUGCAGAAUCAGUUGGAAAAUUGACUGGUAACUUAGGUACAAGCUAUAACUCAGGAAUAAAAGGAAACUCAGCUUUUGGAGCUGGAUACUCUGGUGGCAAUUCGGGAGCAUUUUCAACAAAUGUAGGUUCCUCUGGAUCAUAUAAUGGACAAGCCUCAGUUAAUUCGGGUGAUCAAGUAAAGGGAAACUUGGGUGGAGCUUAUACUACAAGCUAUAACUCAGGAGUAAAAGGAAAUUCAGCUUUUGGAGCUGGAUAUUCUGGAGGCAAUUCGGGAGCAUUUUCCACAAGUGGAAGUUCCUUAGGUUCUGGUUCGUCACAAUAUAAUGGACAAGCAUCAAUUAAUUCUGCUGAUCAAGUAAAAGGGAAUUUGGGUGGAGCUUAUGGUUCAACUACUAAUGGAGUGUUUGUGUCUAAUGGUGUUAGUGGCAUAAAUUCUGGAAAUUAUAACAAACCAAUUAAGGGUACAGGUGGCAAAGUACAGUUUGUUCAAUCAACAGCAUCAACAGUUAAUAUUAAAAAUAAUCCAUUCUUAACUGGUCAAGUAAGACCUGUUGCACCUGGGGAUGUACCAAAACCAGUAGUUAUUGCUGACUCAUCUUCAGCAUCUUCAAGCAUUUCUGGUAAUCGAGCAUCAGUAGAUAUUUCAAAGAACCCAUUCUUAACUGGAUCCGUACCAGCACCACCAGCAAAACCUAUCGGUUGCAAUAAUAUAAAUGGUGGAUCUUGCUCAGGAAGCACAUCACCUCCAUUAAUAGUUAGCGGAGGUUGUAAUGGAGGUGCAGCAAGUGUCUGUGGUGGAUCUAAACCCAUUGGUAGUCAAUCUGGAAGUGGAAGUUCACUCAAUAACAAUCCAUUUUUGGGUGGAAAUUAUCAACCGCAACCAAGUCCACCAAAACCGCCACAAAAACCAGCUGAUUUAAGUGGAAAUCCAUUUUUAACUGGCGGAAAUAAAGGUCCAUCCUACCAACCAAAUGCACCACAAACCCCAUUCCCACAAAAACCAAGUGUACCACAAACGCCAUACCCACAACAACCAACGCCACUUCCACAACAACCACAAGGUUUCCCAUCAACUGUUCCACAAAAUCCUCCGGUAUACCAAAGUUCUUAUCCACAACCCGUUGCCCCAACCAUUAUUCCACAAAAACCACAACCAUUCCCAUCUACUUAUCCUCAACAACCACAACCCAUUCCAACAGCAAUACCACAAGGCACGUACACCCAAUCAGGCAAAACUAAUGUUUUAAUUGACAGUUCUGCUCAAUCUACAAGCAUAGACGAAUCAGGAUUGCAAUGUGGUUCAUCUGGAUAUAUUUGUGUGCCCAAAGAACACUGUGUAAAUGGUCUGGUUAGCAAAUAUGGAGAAGGAUUAUUCCAAGUUAGAAAUUCGGCUCAAUAUUGUAAACAAGGCAGUGAGGUUUGCUGCAAAUUAGAUAAAUCAUCAUAUCCAACACCAUCAUUCGUAGCUCCAUCAUCUCCACCAGCAGUAACACAAUUCCAAUCGGCAUCAACAAAUUAUCAACAAAGUAGUCAAUUCUCAGGAAAUACAGCCGGUUCAACAAGUACGAAAUAUGUAUCAAACAGUGUGAAUCAAUUACCACAAAGUACAAUUGGUAGUCCAACAUUCACAUCACCAAAUUUGGGACCAUUAUUACCUGGACCUUAUUCCACAAGUGGAAUCAUUGUUGAACCUGGUGUAAAUCCAUUCAGAAACGUUGAUGAUAUCCGUGGCCCACAAUAUUUACCACCAGUUGCAUCUCCAUCAACACCACCAAAAAUAUCAACUCCCAGACCAACAACAACGACCACCACAACUACAACUCCAAGACCUACAACACAAGCUCCAACGUAUCUACCUCCAAGAGUCCCUGAUUCAAGUGUUAUUUACGUAAAAACAACUCAGCCAACUACUACAACUACCACAACUCAAUCUCCAAAUGCGUAUUUACCACCAUAUGAAGGUGAUGGAAGUGAAGUGAAAAAUCAAAAUAUUUUACCACCAUAUGAAGGCAAUCCAUCAGACCAGGAUCAAACAAUUGUUGGAUUUCCAACAUCACCACGUCCAGUACCGACACAAGGUAUUAUAUUGAAUACAGCAGUUCCAUCAGGAUGUGCUGCCGCUUUAAAAUGUGUGCCAGUUGAUUUUUGUACGGCUGAAGGUGUAAUUUCUAAUACAAGUGUACGUUUAACUCCACAACAAAACGAACAACGAGUGCCAUUAACUGAUUGUUUAGUAGCAGAAUCAUCAAAUGUUAUUGGUAAAUGUUGCCGUGAUCCAACAUACAAAGACCCAUGGCCAGUAGGCCAACUUGGAUUAUGGAACCCAGACAAUGGAUUUGAUGAUGGUCAAUAUAGACCAGACAGCCAAAAACCACAAAGAAUUACUAAUCAACUUGGACCUCAAAAUCAACCAAGAUUCCCUCCAUCUGUCUCAAAUCCAUUUGCAUCAGGAAGCAUAUUAUCACCCACUCAAGUAAAACCUUCCCCUAACUUCUUACCUCAACCCACAUGUGGUGUUCGAAAUCCUAAUACACAACCUCGUGGCAACUCACCAAUCGAUGCUUCAUUCGGUGAAAUUCCAUGGCAAGCAAUGGUAUUAAGAGAUUCUAGUCGAAAAUUAAUUUGCGGUGGUAUAAUUGUUGGACCAGAUGCAGUUAUUACAGCAGCUCAUUGUGUACAAGGAAUCCAAGCAAAUGAUAUUCUAGUAAAAGGAGGUGAAUGGCGUUUAGGAAUUGAUGAAGAACCAAAACCAUUCCAAAUUGUUAAAGUUGGUUCAGUUAUUAUUCAUCCACAAUAUUCUCCCGACAAUCUUUUUAAUGAUGUUGCCAUUCUAAAACUUUCUGAGAAAUUCCGUUUCGAUAAGCAUAUCGAUGCUAUUUGUUUACCUGGAGCCGAUGAAGUUAUUGAAAAUAAUUAUAGUGCUGGAAAUUGCAUUGCAACUGGUUGGGGUAAACAAGCAUUAACAAUAAACAUUCAAAAUUCAUUGAUGCAUCGUAUUCCAAUUAAUCUUUUACAACCGGAACAAUGUCAAAAUACUUUGGCCAAUAACCACCAAAACAGUUUAUACCAAUACAGUCCAAGCACAUGUAUUUGCGGAGCACCAAAAGUUCCACAAAACAAUUUAUGCGAUGUUGAUCAAGGUAGCGCUUUAGCUUGUGACUCAGGAAAUGGUCAUUAUGUAUUGAGUGGUAUUUUCUCAUGGGAAACUGGAUGUGAUCAAGGCAACCAAGUUGGUGGAUUUACACGUUUGGAUAUGCAAUGGGUACUAUCACAAUUAGGUCAAUCUUCUUCCAAUGGAGGUGCUAUAAGAAACAAUUUCGCAUCUCAACAACAACAAUCUAUUUAUCAACAAAAAACCAAUCAAUACUUCCCAAUAAAAGGAAGUUAUUCACAAAAUCGUCCACAAUAUCGACCACUUCCAAUCAGUUAUAACGGUGCGGAACCUCCAUGUAAUUGUGAAGGUUAAAUAAAUAAGAUAGAACAAUAAUUUAUGAAACUACAUCUAUGUUUAAAAAUAUUUUGUAUAUCAUUUUCAUUUUAUAAGCUAGAUACUGGCUACUUUGUAGUUGAGUAUCAAGUUACUCAUGUUGAUACUCGUUAAUAUUUGAUGUACAUGCUAGAUGGCAGCUCUAGUAAUAAACUCAUAAAUUUCCAUCUAUAAAAAGUCAUUUCAUCUAACUGAGAGCGACUUUUAGGCAAUAAAAAAAUGCAAAUAAAAAGACGAUAAAAAGUCUAAAUUAAAGGUGAAGCAUAGACUGCUUGAGUAAAACAUGCAAUUACCGCCUUGAAUUCUAGAAACAAAUCUUUCGCUACACAAUUUAAGCGAUAAAUUACGAGGAGAUCGGUAAGGUAGAUAUCUAUAUUUUGCUGUAGUUAAUUUUGCCUAAAAUUCUCUCUUUAAUAUUAUUAAUUACAUUUUUUAAAAGACGUUGUUUUAAAACAAGAAAAUUAUUUAUUAUUUUAUAAAAUUUUUAUAUUUUUUUAUUUGUACAAAGAGUAUUCAGUUAUUCUGUUUUAGUACGUA
Messenger RNA from Chrysoperla carnea, 4828 nucleotides. Its product is annotated as flocculation protein FLO11-like. Bases 155 to 4270 code for a protein of 1371 amino acids. The record is from RefSeq and is a predicted model, not a curated record. Gene Ontology annotation, molecular function: serine-type endopeptidase activity. The transcript has 8 exons. Gene Ontology annotation, biological process: proteolysis. NCBI's taxonomy places the organism in Eukaryota, Metazoa, Arthropoda, Insecta, Neuroptera, Chrysopidae.